Condylura cristata (star-nosed mole) is the source of this 3255-nucleotide messenger RNA. RefSeq names its product SprT-like N-terminal domain (gene SPRTN). Gene Ontology annotation, cellular component: nucleus. Gene Ontology annotation, molecular function: polyubiquitin modification-dependent protein binding; metalloendopeptidase activity; single-stranded DNA binding. Gene Ontology annotation, biological process: DNA repair. The transcript is spliced from 5 exons. Bases 269 to 1738 code for a protein of 489 amino acids. Lineage: Eukaryota; Metazoa; Chordata; Mammalia; Eulipotyphla; Talpidae. The record is from RefSeq and is a predicted model, not a curated record.
ACCAAAUUUGAGCCCAUUCGGAGGUGUCAUGCUGAAUUCUUUUCUCAAGCCCCAGAAUUUUGCCUUCGGCGUUUGGGGUAAUCGGUGUUCUGGGUCUGUAGUCAGUGUUCUUGAACUCUCGCGAGAUAGGCGCCCUUCCGCGAGAGCAGCCCGAGAGCCGGUAUCUCCUAGGAGUUUGAUCCGGCUCUCGAAGUCUCCCUGACGUGGUGCGCAGCAUCACCUAGGAUCGAGCUUGGCACCGACGAUCACGUUUGGAAUACUAGCAGUGAUGGAUGAGGAUCUGGUUUUGGCUUUGCGGCUUCAGGAGGAGUGGGACUUGCAGAUGUCUGAGCGGGGUCUGGCCCAGGAACCCCUGUCGCUGGUGGACGCGUCCUGGGAGUUGGUAGACCCCACCCCGGAUUUGCAGGCCCUGUUUAUGCAGUUCAACGACCGGUUUUUCUGGGGCCAGCUGGAGGCCGUCGAGGUGAAGUGGAGCGUGCGAAUGACCCUGUGUGCUGGGAUAUGCAGCUAUGAAGGGAGGGGUGGAAUGUGUUCCAUCCGUCUCAGUGAACCCCUUUUAAAGUUGAGACCACGAAAGGAUCUUGUAGAGACCCUCUUGCAUGAAAUGAUACAUGCCUAUUUAUUUGUCACUAAUAACGAUAAAGACCGGGAAGGACAUGGCCCAGAGUUCUGUAAACAUAUGCAUCGCAUCAAUAGCCUGACGGGAGCCAAUAUAACGGUGUACCAUACUUUCCAUGAUGAGGUGGAUGAGUACCGGCGCCACUGGUGGCGUUGCAAUGGGCCCUGUCAGUACAAAAAGCCCUACUAUGGUUAUGUCAAACGUGCUACCAACAGGGCACCCUCUGCUAAUGACUACUGGUGGGCUGAGCACCAGAAAACCUGUGGGGGCACAUACAUAAAAAUCAAAGAACCAGAGAACUACUCGAAAAAAGGCAAAGGGAAGACAAAACUAGGAAAGGACCCAGUGUCAACAACAGAGACUAAAGAAAAGUUCAAGAGAGGCAACACGCAGUCGUUAAUCCCUUUUAGUGGAAAAGGAUAUGUUUUAGGAGAAACAAGCAAUUCCCUUUCACCUGGGAAAUUUACCACUUCACAUGCUGCUAAUAAAACCCAAGAUCUUUUAAGUCAAGACCAUUCAGCAAGUGCCCUAAGAGCUAAUUCUAAAACUGAGGGGAAAUUUGAACAGAGUAGUUCAAGUAAAAAAACUUCGCAUCUAGUCUCUCCUGUUCUUAAUAGCAGCCACCAAAAUGUGUUAAGCAACUACUUUCCUAGAGUAUCAGUUGCCAACCAAAAGGCUUUCCGAAGUGUGAAUGGAUCUCCUACAAACAAUGUGGCAGUUACUGACAUCACGAAGAAUACCAUCUCCUCCAGUUCUCAAAGAAGGGUUACAGCUUCUAAGGUAGCCUUACGAAAUUCUUUAAAAGCAGUGGAACCAACAUCUGUGACUCCAUCCCAGGAUGUGAGUGGGCCUGAAGAGAGAUUCCCAAUUAAACGACCCAGGCGAGACGACAAGACUAUUAUUGACAAUUUUUUUAUCAAGAAAGAGCAAAUAUCAAGUGGUGGCAGUGACCCAAAGUGUAGUUCGCAUCCUGUAGCCACAGCUCAGAAUUCCAGCAGUUCAUCCAGUCAGGGCAGAAUGGUUACUUGUCCUGUUUGUCACAGUGAGGUCAUAGAGUCUCAAAUUAACGAGCACUUGGACUGGUGCCUUGCAGGUGAUAGCAUCAACGUCAAAAGCUGAAAAAUCCUUGAAAAACAAAUGAGUCUCACAUACAUAGUAUUACCUUGCUAGUGUAAUGUGUCAGCCACUCAGGAAAUUCUGGUUAAAACCAAGGUUUUUAGGUUAUAAUACAGUUCGUGCAAACAAUACAAAAUACUGUCUUUAUAUAUGUACAUGUGAAAUUAUAAUUCAAAAAUAUUUUAUGUCCAAAGGUGCUAUAUUCACUCUUGCCUUACAUAAACUGUUGCCCAGAAGGGGUUCUGCCUGUCCAUGGAUACUUUUUUAAAGACUUUGUUCUUUCUUGCACUGAAAGGUGUUUCAAUCUGUUAAUCUCAUUUGUAUAUACUUUUCCUCAAAUAUCCAGUGAGGAAUGCUGGUAGUUGAUUAAAUUGAUUUUAUUCUCAAACUGAUUAACAUUCAUAUUCUCAGAAAUAUUGACCAAGAACACAAUCUGGAAUACAAAGCACAUAAGGCUACCCUGGAGUUUUUGUUUUUUUUUUCAAAAUGUUAACAGGAAAUGUAUUUAUGUUAAAAAACUUGUAUUCCUGUGUUUCACUAAAAGAUGGCAGCAGAUUUCAGAUUAAAAAGGAAUACGGUACAGUGACUAAAUUUCUUGCAGAAUUUUACUAGUAACAAAUAGUCACUGUGAUUUUGUAGGCUAAAGUUAAGCUGUUCUCUAAGUUUAGAAAAAUGAAUGGUUAAAAUUUGGUGCAAAGCAACUAAUCUCUAUAAUAACAAAGUCAUGCAGUUUCUGUAAGAACAGAAAAUAGUAUUAGGAACCUUAAGCCAAAGUUGUAACCACUGUAAUUAAUACCACUUGUGCAUUUAAAAAAAAAUUCAAUAUUAUAGCAAAGAGAGAGAGCUACUUUUAUCAGCUACUUUUAUUUUGUCUCAUGGCUGUACCUCCAAUGUGUUGGACUAUUUCCCACAUCUUAAUGCACCUCUUUUUUAAACUUUGUGUAACAUGACUUGCACGUAAAUAAGGUACGUAGAUCUUAAGUGCACAACAGGAUAAACUUGGACUUAGUGUUCACCUGUGUGACCACCGAGUUGGGGACUGUUUAGCUUAGUGUACACAUAUCUUCCUCAUAACACUCCCCAGUUAACGCCCAGAACCCUCAGGAACCAUUAUUCUCACUUCACAGAUUAGGUUGUUUUGAACUUCGUAAAGUAGUAUCUUUGUUUUAUGUGUAGUUUAUUCUAUUUAAUUGCUCUGUAUUAUUUGUAUGGAUAUACCAGAAUUAUUGAUUCGAGUAUUUCCUGUUUGGGACUGUUUCUUGUGAAUAAUGCUGCUAAGACCAUUCCUUUUCAUUUCUGUUGGGCAAAUACCCAGGAUGUAAUUGCUGAGUCCACAGGGUAUAUUUAUGUUUAGCUUUAGUUUAUAGAUACUGCCAGUUUGCACUCUUUACCAGCAUUGUAUGUCAUAACACUUUUAUCAGUCCUUCCCAUUUUAACCUGUCUGGUUGAAUGUUUACAAGUUUUGCUAUUUCUUACAAGUUUUUAAAAUUAUAAAUAUUUUAAUAAAUAUUUAUAAAUGU